UACCUGUAUUGUUAACCACAUUCUUAUAUUAUCGAACUCAAAAGAUGCUCACGUUGAGCGUGUUGGUCAUGUAUAGUGGAUAUUAUCAAGAUGCUGUUUAUUGUAAUCCGUUUAAUAUUUUUCGGUGUUUGUGGAGUGCAAGGGAUAAUUAAGAACGUGGCCUUAGUAUCGGUUCAUGUCGGCAACAAUCCCAUAUACGGUUAUUUUUUGGCUCGACCUGCUUAUGAAGUUGCCGUUAGACAUAUCAAAAAGCAGUAUCCGCUAUCUUUGGGGAAUAUGCAAUACUUUCCAGUGGUCAAAGAAGGCUACGAUCUGUGUGCCGAAGGUGGAGACCAUGUGCCUGAAGCUUUCUUGGAUUUUUAUUAUAAUCGCUCGGAUAUAUUUAAAUCCGAUGAUGUCUAUCCUGUCUUAGCUAGCCCUGAGUGCUCCCUUCAAGCAAUCCAGCUGGCUGAUCUUGCUCGUGAAUACGAUUUACCUUACUUUACAAGCGUGGCAGGAGAUCUGCGACUGACAAACAAAACACGAUAUUCCACAACAGCCGCAACAGCUUCUCUUGCCGGGCCGGAUGUUGGAGCCGCCAUUGCCGCUUUAUUAGAAUUAUAUUCUUGGAGAACGAUAACCUUAAUCUGUGAUACACUUUCCCUUCACGUGGGAUUAGCCAAUUUUUUUGUUGUUCAAUGUGGGGAUGCCAAAAAGUUAAUGGACAGAGAAAAAUAUCCAGGUUAUGUUCGGGAAAUUGACUCUUCCAUUGGACAGGAUUACACUGAACUCCUACAAAGUUUUAAAGACCGUAGCAGAGUGUUCAUAUUCCUUACAAUGCCGGUUUACAUAAGGCGUUUAAUGAUAACGGCACAUCUGCUAAACAUGACGUCUGGAGGAUUUGUUUUUAUCACACUUCAACCUACCGAGCGUCCCGGUAUACAAGCUGUCAACUGGAACCAAAAGGGAGACGAAAAGAAUAACGCGAUAGCGUCAGUAGCGUACCGGAAUCUAAUCGUUCUUAGCGGAAUGAAUCCGAACUGGACGGAAAUCAAGAAUUUGACAGAUGAAAUAGCCGAAGAGGGAAAGCGGCAGUAUAACACGACAACUCUUCCCGGGGACGAAAAGAACGAACAAAUAACAUCGGUUUAUGAAUCAACAAUGAUGUUUGCUCAGAUAUUCAACGAGUCUUAUCCGGAGGUGUUCACCAUGCGUAAAAGUGAUUUUAUUAAAACGUAUUUCAAUCGGGAAUUUAAUUUUGCCGGACGGACAUAUGCUACGGAUGAGAAUGGGGGCAUGGUGAACUACAUUGUUGUCAGCCGAUUAAACCCUAAUACGACAAACCUGGAAGUAGCAAUGAUCUACAAUGCCACAUCCCGAAGUUUUGUUAAUAUCGUGCCAGAAUUGUGGUACUGGGUUAACCGAGACGAUCCUCCUCCCGAUAAACCGUUGUGUGGAUUUCGAGAAAACGAAUGCGAUGUUUCCCACAUAGGUUCGGCCAUAAAAACUGGAGUUUCGGUUGCGGCGGCUUUUAUUGCUCUGGUGACCUUUGCCAGCUUUGCUUAUUGCUGGACAAAACGGCGCCAGGAGCUUUAUGAUCCAUGGUGGAUACUUGAUCCUGAGAAAUUUAGUUUUGCUCCAAGAUAUCAAGAUACGACCGACAACUUUACUAAAAAGCUUGCGGACUUGAAGCUAGGAGUUGUUGCCAGAUACACUACGCGGCACGUCUAUGCUUUAAAUAUUUCCAAAACUCCAGAGAUGGACAUCAUCCAACAUAUCGCAAAUAAAAAACAACUUCUCAUCACGCUUUAUCAGCUGAGGGGCGUAUCUCACUACAACAUCGCACGCUUUGGAGGCAUUGUUCGGUAUACGGCGGAUUAUUUUCUUAUUUCCGAGUACGGUUCAAAAGCAACGCUGCGCCAGUUUAUUGAAAAAGAACAUAUAGUGAUCGAUAAAGAUCUAAAGUCCUCGCUGAUGUGGGAUAUAUUAGAGGGUCUGGACUACCUGCACCAAAGUUCAGCUGGACUACACGGAAACUUGAACAGUUUAUCUUGCAUUCUGGAUGCCAGAUACUGCUUAAAAAUAGCUCAAGCAAAAUAUUGCAAGUUUUUUGACUUGCUUAACAUAUCAAGAAGUCUCGAAGUCGAUUGCGUGGAAUUACUGUGGAAAUCUCCGGAACUAUUGCCCCAUAAAACAACUAAAGGAGAAAAGCAUAAAAAGAUUCAUUUAGCAACUAAAGAAAGUGAUAUAUAUUCGCUGGCAGUCAUAUUUUGCGAAGUGUACACCAGAUCUUUGCCCCACGGAGCGACUCUGGAUUCAAUCAACUCUAUUCAUGAAGCUGUUAACAAAAUCAUCGACAAUCAUGGAUACAGAAUACCUGCAAUACCCGAAAAGGUCAUGCCUGAGAAGCUGCAGUAUUUACUCCGUUUGUGCCUUGGUAUUCCGAGUAAACGUCCAACGAUCCGGAUAUUCCGCAAACACUUCCGCUCUGUCCUACGAAGACCAACUACGUACCUGGUUCACAUAAUGAAAAGGCUCGAAAAGCAAGCCGAAGAUUUGGAACAUCUGGUUGUCGAGCGGAACCGCGAACUGGAAGGAGAAAUGCACAAAGCGGACUUGUUAUUACAAGAAAUGCUUCCGCUAUCGAUUGUUAGACGUCUUCGCAACAAACUACCAAUUGCUCCUGAAUUGUUUGAAAGCGCUACUAUCAUGUUUUGUGAUAUUCCUCUCUUUCAAGACAUCGUUGUUACCAGCUCACCAUUGGAGAUUAUUAUUUUUCUCAAUAUGGUUUAUUCCCACUUUGACCAUCUUAUCGAAGCCUUCGACGUUUACAAAGUUGAGACCAUAAACGAUUCCUAUGUAAUUGCGAGUGGUCUUCCAAUGCGCAACGGAAUAGAACAUGCGUAUGAAAUUAGCAAACUUGCACUGUCGCUUGUCAAGGCAGUGAGAAGGCUUCCGAACGCUGGUCUUGCCGAGCGAAGUGUGCAAUUAAGAGUUGGAAUUAAUUCAGGUCCCGUUGUGGCCGGGGUUAUAGGAAAGCGUAUGCCGAGAUAUUGUUUGUUCGGGGAUACAAUGAAUACAGCAAGUCGAAUGGAGAGCAAUGGACAAGAAGGAAGAAUCCACAUUAGCAUGGCGACAAAGGAAAUGGUCGAGUCAAGCUUUUACACUGAAGCCAGAGGAUCUGUCAAUAUUAAGGGAAAAGGGAUAAUGAAGACCUUCUGGCUCAUCGAGAACUACGAGAAGGCGUUUGCUCUGUGAUGAAAAAACAAAAUAAAGGACACCAUGCCGGACGUAACGGAGCGAUCUCAAGAAUGCAUUUCCAGACCAAACAACGUUGAAUGUUGACACUCUUAAAAUUUUUUAUUUGUAUAAUGUAAUGUUUUUUAUCCAGCUUAUGGAACGGUAUUUUGCGGAACACUUGAUUCGGUGACUGAUGUAUAUGCUACAAUAUUGAAACCAAUAAUUUAU
Molecule: messenger RNA, 3447 nt
Organism: Paramacrobiotus metropolitanus
Lineage: Eukaryota; Metazoa; Tardigrada; Eutardigrada; Parachela; Macrobiotidae
Product: atrial natriuretic peptide receptor 1-like
Exons: 23
Coding region: 91-3237 (1048 amino acids)
Biological process (GO): protein phosphorylation; receptor guanylyl cyclase signaling pathway; cGMP biosynthetic process
Molecular function (GO): peptide receptor activity; guanylate cyclase activity; ATP binding
Source: RefSeq, a predicted model, not a curated record